CGCGCUGGGUCCCGGGGUGAAGGCGCCUGCGCACUCCGGCCUCUCACCAUAUGCACCCAGGUGCGUGUGGAUGUGGCCGGCCGGACCCUGCUGAGGCGGACGCGGACGGAGGCGAGCGGUGACCAAGCGGCCCCGCCAGCGCCGCCAUGGGCAAGAAGCAGAAGAACAAGAGCGAGGACAGUGCCAAAGAUGAUAUUGACCUUGAUGCUCUUGCUGCUGAAAUAGAGGGUGCAGGUGCUGCCAAGGAGCAGGAACCACAAAAAUCUAAAGGCAAAAAGAAAAAAGAAAAGAAGAAACAAGAAUUUGAUGAAGAUGAUAUCCUAAAGGAGCUGGAAGAACUGUCUGUAGAGGCACAUGGAGGGAAGGUUGACCGAGAACCUGCUUCAGAAAAGACAGUAGAGAAUGACGACCAAGAAAUCAGCUUCUCAAAACAGGACAAAAAAAAGAGAGGGAAGAGUAAAAAAAUCAGUUUUGACGAUGAUGACAGUGAAGAAAUGGAGGGUAAGGAUACAAAAUCUAAAAAGACUCAGAAACCAAAAACUGAAACUCACUCUGGCAGUGAUGAUGAUGAUUGUGAGAUAUUGCUUAAGAAAGGCAAAGGAAGAACUCAAAAAUCAAAUAAAAAGCUGGACCUUUCAGAAGAGGAUGAAGCUAACAUUAAGAAAAGUAAAGAGAGUACACGAGCAGUGUCCUCAGGUGAGAGUGCUGAUGAAUCGGACGAUUUCUCCCAAUCUAAAAAGGGUCAAAAGAAAAAUCAAAAGGGAAAGCCCGCUCCUAAUGCUGAAAGUGGGGAUGAGGAAGAGGAGCCUUCAUUCAAAAUAAAAACAGUGGCUCAGAAGAAGGCAGAAAAAAAAGAGCGUGAGAGAAAAAAACGUGAGGAGGAAAAAGCCAAACUGAGAAAACAGAAGGAAAAGGAAGAGUUGGAAGCUGGUAAAGAACAGGUAAAACCAAAGGAGGUUCCAAAGAGAACUGACGAGGCAGCGUCUCCUGAAGCUAUUCCAGCUGCUGCCGCAGGGGAAAAGGGAGAGGCUCCCACAGCAGCAGAAGCUGAUGAUAAUGAGGGGGACAAAAAGAAAAAAGACAAGAAGAAAAAGAAGGUUGAGAAAGAAGAGAAAGAGAAGAAAAAAGGUCCCAGUAAAGCUACAGUUAAAGCUAUGCAAGAAGCCUUGGCUAAGAUGAAAGAGGAGGAAGAAAGGGCAAAGAGAGAGGAGGAAGAGCGCUUAAAACGACUUGAGGAACUAGAAGCUAAGCGUAAAGAGGAGGAACGUUUGGAACAAGAAAGAAAAGAAAGGAAGAAACAAAAAGAGAAAGAGAGAAAAGAGCGCUUGAAAAAGGAGGGAAAACUUUUAACUAAAUCCCAGCGAGAAGCUAGAGCCAGAGCAGAGGCUACUCUUAAACUACUCCAAGCUCAGGGUGUUGAAGUGCCAUCAAAAGAUUCUGUGCCAAAGAAGAGGCCAAUUUAUGAAGACAAGAAGAAAAAGAAGCAACAGCAGCAACAGGAAAACAAAGAAGAAACCAUGGAGGUGAUCUCCCCAACUGAAGAAGUUGUCGAACCAGUUACACCAGUACAAGAAGAGAUUCCUCUUUCAGAACCAGUUUCAGAAGAAAAGGAGGAAGAAGAAAUGGCAGAUGCGGGUUUGGAUGACUGGGAAGCGAUGGUCAGUGAUGAAGAGAGAGAAAAAGAGGUAAAACCUGUCCACAUUGAAGUCAAGGAACACAAUGAAGUGGAAGAGGAAGAUGAGGAAGAGGAUGAUGACGAGGAGGAAGAGAGUGAAGAGUCUGAAGAUGGAGAAAGUGAGGGAAGUGAAGAUGAAGAUGAAAAGACUUCAGAUGAAAGAGAAACAGAGUCUCAAGCUGUUGGAAAACAAUCGGUAGAGAAAAAGCCAAGCAAAGAAAUAAGCUCCGAUUCAGAAUGUGAUUCUGAUGAUGAUCGUACAAAAGAAGAGCUUCUUUAUGACAAAGCUAAGCGGAGAAUUGAGAAACGACGUAUUGAAAAUAACAAAAAUGUAAACACUGAAAAGCUAAGAGCACCGGUUAUCUGUGUACUUGGGCACGUAGACACAGGAAAGACCAAAAUUCUAGAUAAGCUCCGUCAUACUCAUGUACAAGACGGUGAAGCAGGUGGUAUCACUCAGCAGAUUGGAGCAACUAAUGUUCCCCUGGAAGCCAUUAAUGAACAAGCUAAGAUGGUGAAAAAUUUUGACAGAGAGAACGUAAAAAUUCCAGGAAUGCUGAUAAUUGAUACUCCAGGACAUGAGUCUUUCAGCAACCUAAGAAAUCGAGGAAGCUCACUUUGUGAUAUUGCUAUUCUAGUAGUUGAUAUCAUGCAUGGUUUGGAGCCCCAGACAAUUGAAUCUAUAAACCUGCUGAAAUCCAAGAAAUGUCCCUUUAUCGUAGCACUCAACAAGAUUGAUAGGUUAUAUGACUGGAAAAAAAGCCCUGAUACAGAUGUAGCUACCACGUUAAAGAAACAGAAGAAAAACACAAAAGAUGAAUUUGAGGAACGUGCAAAAGCUAUCAUAGUGGAAUUUGCACAACAGGGCUUGAAUGCUGCUUUGUUCUAUGAGAAUAAGGAUCCCCGCACUUUUGUUUCUCUGGUACCUACCUCUGCUCACACUGGGGAUGGCAUGGGGAGUCUGAUAGCCCUUCUUGUUGAUUUGACGCAAACCAUGCUGAACAAGAGACUGGCCCAAUGUGAGGAACUGAGAGCUCAGGUUAUGGAGGUCAAAGCACUUCCAGGCAUGGGAACUACCAUAGAUGUAAUUUUGAUUAAUGGACGUCUGAAGGAGGGUGAUACCAUUAUUGUCCCUGGAGUAGAAGGUCCUAUAGUAACUCAGAUUCGAGGUCUUCUGCUACCUCCUCCUAUGAAGGAACUACGAGUUAAGAAUCAGUAUGAAAAACACAAAGAAGUUAUUGCAGCCCAGGGUGUAAAGAUUCUUGGGAAAGACUUGGAGAAAACAUUGGCUGGUUUGCCCCUGCUUGUGGCUCAUAAAGAGGAUGAGAUCCCAGUUCUUAAGGAUGAGUUAAUACAUGAACUGAAGCAAACGCUGAACGCUAUCAAGUUGGAAGAGAAAGGUGUUUAUGUCCAGGCCUCUACGUUAGGCUCUUUGGAGGCACUACUUGAAUUUCUUAAGACAUCAGAAGUGCCAUAUGCUGGAAUUAACAUAGGUCCUGUCCAUAAAAAGGAUGUUAUGAAGGCAUCAGUUAUGCUGGAACAUGAUCCUCAGUAUGCAGUAAUUCUGGCAUUUGAUGUGAGGAUUGAACGAGAUGCCCAGGAAAUGGCCGAUAGUUUAGGAGUUCGAAUUUUUAGUGCAGAAAUAAUUUAUCACUUAUUUGACGCCUUUACAAAAUACAGGCAAGACUACAAAAAACAGAAACAGGAAGAGUUCAAGCAUAUAGCAGUAUUUCCUUGCAAGAUGAAAAUACUCCCUCAGUUUAUUUUCAACUCUCGUGACCCAAUAGUGAUGGGUGUAGUGGUGGAAGCAGGCCAGGUGAAGCAGGGGACUCUCAUGUGUGUACCUAGCAAAAAUUUUGUUGAAAUUGGAAUAGUUACAAGUAUUGAGGUGAACCACAAACAAGUGGAUGUUGCAAAAAAAGGCCAAGAAGUCUGUGUGAAAAUAGAACCUAUUCCUGGUGAAUCGCCUAAAAUGUAUGGACGACACUUUGAAGCGACAGAUAUCCUAGUCAGUAAGAUUAGUCGUCAGUCCAUUGAUGCCCUGAAGAACUGGUUCAGAGAUGAAAUGCAGAAGUCUGACUGGCAGCUUAUUGUAGAACUGAAGAAAGUGUUUGAAAUAAUUUAGGCUUUUUUUUUUUUUAAAAAGCAAUGGGCAGGCUGGAAUAUUACUCACUAUUCCUGUUCUAAAAACCACCAACGAAGUCAGAGUAUUGAAGAGACUGUUGGACUUAUGUUUGGGAGGAAAAUAUGUGGAUAAAAUGUUUUCCAUGAGAAACCAAGAAACUUACACUGGUUUGACAGUGGUCAAUUUACAUGUCCCCACGGUUCCACUGUGCCUGUUCACCUCUCCCACGGCCCUUCCCUUUUAGUGGCUGCUGUUUUAAAGUUUGCCCUUCCCCACUCCCCUAUCAACAAAUAAAUAAAAAUUGAAUUUUUAUUACAGAACUAAAACUUUCACUUUUAUAUUGAUAUCAGUACUGCAGUAUUUGAUUAACCAAACUUUUGCAGACUUUGGUUCUCGGACAUGUUUGAUGUAAGAAAUACUUCUUUAUUUAUGCAUACCUCUCUCUCCCCCUUUGAUUUUCCCCUCCUUUCCCCCCACCACCACCAUUCUUCUGCUUUGUGCCUAUAGGAAUUUUUUUAAAAUAGAAAAUUAGGUAAUCAUAUAUUUCUGUAUUUGCUUUGUGUGAAACAAUGAUGUAAAGCACAGUUGGCCACCUUUAAUUGCUUGUACAGUUCAUGAAAGUCAACUUAAUCUGUAAUCAUUACAAAGCAGAGCCACAAAUAAAGGAAAUGGACAUAUUA
This is a messenger RNA of Chrysemys picta bellii (western painted turtle), 4480 nucleotides long. It is a transcript of the gene EIF5B, whose product is annotated as eukaryotic translation initiation factor 5B. Gene Ontology annotation, cellular component: mitochondrion; cytoplasm. Gene Ontology annotation, biological process: translational initiation. Lineage: Eukaryota; Metazoa; Chordata; Testudines; Emydidae. Gene Ontology annotation, molecular function: GTP binding; GTPase activity; translation initiation factor activity. The record is from RefSeq and is a predicted model, not a curated record.